Oncorhynchus kisutch (coho salmon) is the source of this 10121-nucleotide messenger RNA. RefSeq names its product zinc finger protein 512B-like. The transcript has 18 exons. The record is from RefSeq and is a predicted model, not a curated record. The coding region runs from base 2601 to 5033 and encodes 810 amino acids. Lineage: Eukaryota; Metazoa; Chordata; Actinopteri; Salmoniformes; Salmonidae. Gene Ontology annotation, molecular function: zinc ion binding.
ACGUGGAUCUUUUAUUCCAAGGACAGCGGAGACAUGGACAUGCAAAACACAAGGGCGCAUGAAACAACCCGUCCAAAAUACACAGGACUAAAACUGUCCGGAAUAGUGUACUAUUGGUAGGUAGGCCUGCUUCAAGGAAGGAAUUAUUAAGUAUGCUGUUUUAAAUAUAUUCCAUCAAAUAUAUUCCUUCUCUGCUUCUCUUCUUCUGGACUGAUUUGAAAGAGUUUGUAAAGUGAAAGUAAGCUUUAGAGCUUUAGAGUGUGUAGCUACAUUUCAUUAUUGUCAGGACAGGAAAAUAGUCAAAUUCACCCACUUAUCGAGAGAACACGUGGAGAACACAACAAUCUCAGAGUGUUGGAGUGUGAACCUGGCUAUCCGUACAUUUUAAAAACAAGAAAAUGGUGCUGUCUGCUUUGCUUAAUAUAAGGAAUUUUAAAUGAUUUACUUUUGAUACUUAAGUAUAUUUAAAACCAAAUUCUUUUAGAUUUUUACUCAAGUAGUAUUUUACUGGCUGACUUUCACUUUUACUUGAGUAAAGAACAGGUUUAAAGUGGUGUUUAAAUACAAAUCAAAUUGACUGUACAACUUUCAUAACAGUUACAUACCAAUAAACAUACAUCCAAAAAGACUAGACUGCUGGCCUUACUGAGUCGAUAGGAACAUUAGCCCAAGCUAUAUAGGAGGGAUAUCACACCUUCUAUUAAGGUAUCUAUACUUUUACUCAAGUAUGACAAUUGGGUACUUUUCCCACCACUGUCAGUAACUACUUCAAAGAGUGGUGGAAAGUAGCAUACAUUUUACACCUAUGACCCUGCUUCAGCUCUGAUAUUGCCCAGCCCUGAAAUAAGUAUACCGUGCCCUCUUCUGGGGGGUUGGGGGAACGGCCAGUGUACACAGAUUACAUCAUUGUUUCUGAUGAUUCCAUUUAUAGGAAAUAUUAGGUCAUGCUGCCUGACACCAAGUCUCCUCUGGUUGUGUGAGCCCACUGCAUGUGGCUAUGAUACCACAUCCACUGUAAGUGGCCAUGAUUCAGUGGAUACAGAAGUAGACCUACAGGCCACAUACAUUAGACCUAAAUAUCACUAGCAGAGUAACAUGGGGAACAUUUAGCCGCUCAUACAGAAACUUGCUGACAGAAAUAUAACAAUAAUGACGAUGAUAAUAAUCAUCAUCAUCAUAAAUAAAUAAUCGUUUAUUAGCGGGGGAAAAAAGCGAAACUUUCAGGUGACCUUGGUUUUCGAAAUUGAUUUGGUUUUUGGGAAUAAAAUGACACUUCGGCAAUGCUCAACCAUAAUAGUCUUCAUAUCAUCCCGUAAUUAAUUCCACAUUCUAUAUCAAAUUGAUUGAUCUGAUAAGAGCUGAAAAGCCUAUUCAAUUCUGUCCCAGUAUCACUAUGCACGUUUUGAUUGCUACCCUAGCAGUGGUUUGGGGGGACCGGAUGAAACCCACGAAACAGCCCCAAAAACACAUUACAAUCGAGGGGUUAUUUUUGCCGUGCAUUCAACUGGCUACCUGAAACUGCACUUAACGAUAAAAGCCGAAUGUUUAGUAAUAUUAGGGGUACCAGAUUAAAACGCUUAAUCAAGCCUGGUUUUAAGAAUUUAGCCUAACCCCUUUUCGUCAUGACCGAACGGCGUUACUUCGGAUGAGCGGUAUCAUACCGUCAGGUUUGUACCGGGUUUAUUAGGCAGAACCCCCGAAUAUUACUUGCUCGAUAACAUUCAUAAUAACGCGAGAGUUUGUAAGUUGCCUGAAGGCUGUAGUUGCAACUGUCAAAGGUAGUGGAAACGCGCAUAAACCAACACACUACUUACUAUAUUACUGUACACGGCCGAGAAGAUAAUACCCGUAUAAAAACCCCGAGGUAAGGAACUGCAGACGGCAACGAACGCGACCGAGGUCGAAUCUUUUCGUUGCUUUUUUCCUCCGGUUCGUUUUCUUUUAUUCGAACUAACUCUCGUGCAGCUAUUGAAAAUUACUGCACUAAACAUAUUUUUGUGUCUCCCUUUAGCUCCAGCCAGCGGAAUGAUUUGUUAUACUCCUCCUUCGUAUUAAAGUCGCCAUUUUGCUUCACUGCCCAGAUAAAACCUUGUAUUUAAAAUAUUAUCUUCAAGGAGUCGGAGCCGUCUCGAUCUUUCCUGCCUGCUGAUUUCAUACGCGUUGAGUUUCCAACGAGACGAUUGAGGUUGAAUACGUGCCUCGUGGUUGACAUAUUCAUGCAUAUGAGAGGGGGGCAAGUGAUGGCUGGAAAAUCGGUGAAAGUCUCUAGGAUUUAAAUUGGAUUUUCCCUUUUCCUCCUCCCGUUCUGUCUUCUUCAUCGCCCCGUCCUCCUCUUUCCUCGGAUUCACAGAGGAGGCUAAGGACCGACCGUGACGACUGGCAGUCCGCCUGCACCGACGCUCAACACGGCAGGUGUGAUUGCCAUGUAAGACCGGGAAAGGCGCAGCCCUACGGCCUGACCCGUACGUGGGUGACCCGGGCCACCCAGCCGCUGGUGCUGGGUAACUCCGACAAUUCCAGAUAUGUCACAUGGACCAAGAGGUGAAUAUGGCAGGUUGUGUUAGAAGUUUGACUGUGUGCCUGUGCAGCCUUCAAACAUCAUGGAGAUCCCCAGUAUCCCACGGCUGGCUAAGCUGUCAUCAAGGGGUCGUCCUCCAAAACAGGCCCACCCCCAGGAGACUGCCAGGACCACAGCUACAGCCCCUGAGAACAACAAACACAGUACACCCUGUAGUGAAAGAGGGGAGGGAAAGAAGGGGCAUCCUGAAGAGCAGAAGCUCAGGAGUAUCCCUGCUAACAUGAUGGUCCAGUGGAAGGAGGAGUUUAAGAAGAGGUCCAGGGUAACGUGUCCUGGCUCAGGCUGCUGGUUAGAGUUCCCCAGCAUCUACGGUCUCAAAUACCACUACCAACGCUGCCAGGGGGUGACCCUAGCAGAGAGGUUGAGUCAUGGCUGUCCGGACUGUAAGGCGGUGUUUGCCACUAAGGUCAGUCUCCAAAAGCACAAGCUGUGGAACCACCCCAUCGAGACCAAGGCUGAGCCCAAACUACACAUGACCCCCGUGAAGGGGACCGCCAAGAAAAGGCCUAUGGAGAACACUCCACUGUUGCCUGUGUUCUUCAAAGUCAAAAAGACCCAGGAGGUUUCUAGUCCCUCCCAGAACGGGGAGUGUGCCCCCCAGAGGGGAGAGAGGAAACAGCACCCACACCCCCAGCCCCCUCAGCAGCAGGCUGAUACCUCCCCCAACACCCCGGGGGGCAGCGAGAGCGAAGAUGAGGAGAGCAGUCUACCAUACCCCAAUGAAGACCAUGAGAGGACAAGGCACAGACGGAAGCAGAAAACACCUAAGAAGUUCACUGGAGAGCAACCCUCUAUCUCGGGGACGUUCGGACUGAAAGGUAUGAACAAGGUAGAGGAGAAGUUGAAGGCUGGUCGUGUGAAGAGAUUAGAGGGGGGUCUGUUCAGCGAGGAGCCCCAGAGGAAGCACCCUGGUCCAGCCUCCAGGAGAGACCUACCACCCCUCACCUCUGCAGAGGCCCAGUGGCAGCAUGCCAUCUCAGAGCGGGGGGAGGUGCUCUGUCCUACCUGCUCCAUUGUCACCAGAAAGACCAUCUCGGGCCUCAAGAAGCACAUGGAGAUCUGCCGAAAGCUCCAGGAUGCCCUGAAGUGCCAGCAAUGCCAGAAACAGUUCAGAUCCAAGGCCGGACUCAACUACCAUACAAUGGCUGAGCACAGCAGCAAGGCUUUGGGGAGCGAGGACCAGAUGGGGGACGUGCAGUUGGAGAGAGAGAGGCUGCGUAGAGUACUCAAACAGACGGGACGAAUCAAGUGUCCUAAGGAGAGCUGCUCAGCCCAUUUUUUCAGCCUGAUGGGAUACCAGUACCAUCAGAAGCGCUGUGGCAGACAGCUAUCAGAGAAGGACAAGCCUGUGUUUCUGUGUCAGCACUGUGGGAAGACCUACCGCUCUAAGACUGGCAGAGACUACCACCUGUGCACUGAACACCCCACCACUAACAACAAUACCAACAAUACCACCGGCAGAGGGAUGAGAACAGAGGAGGGACAGCCUGCAGGAAGGAGGGAACAGAACCACAUGGAGAGAGAGAAGGAUGGGAUAGAGAGGGAGAGAGAGAGGAAAGACAACGAAAAGGGUCAGGAGUUGUCUGCGGGUAGGGAGAAGGAUGGGAGAGAGAGGGAGAGAGACAGGAAGGACAACGAAAAGGGUCAGGAGUUGUCUGCGGGUAGGGAGAAGGAUGGGAGAGAGAGGGAGAGAGACAGGAAGGACAACGAAAAGGGGCAGGAGUUGUCUGCGGGUAGGGAGAAGGAUGGGAGAGACAGGAAGGACAAUGAAAAGGGUCAGGAGUUGUCUGCGGGUAGGGAAAAGGAUGGGAGAGAGAGGGAGAGAGAGGGGCUGGGGGAGGACUUUGAGAGGACUCCUAGUGGUAGGGUGAGACGUCGGUCUGCCCAGGUAGCAGUGUUCCACCUGCAGGAGAUAGCAGAGGAUGAACUGGACAAGGACUGGGGCACCAAGCGAGACGACCUGGUACCGGACAGCAAGAGGUUGAACUACACUCGUCCUGGUCUUCCCAUGUUCAGUCCCAAGCUGCUGGAGAGCUGGAAGAACGAGGUCAAAGAGAAGGGCUUCAUCUGCUGCUCCAACGGAAGCUGUGAAGCUGUUUACUCCAGUGUGUCCGGACUCAAAGCUCAUCUAGCCAACUGUAACCAGGCAGAGGGUGAUGCAGGGAAGUACACCUGCUUACUGUGCCAGAAGGAAUUCAGCUCAGAGAGUGGUGUCAAAUACCACAUCAGCAAGACCCACUCUCAGAACUGGUUCCGAGCCUUCAGCCACAUGUUGCCCAGCAGCAGCAGCAGCAGCAGGAGCAAACCGCCAGACUACCAAGGGAAAACGGAGGUCAAGAACGGAGCCACCAUGGGAAAGAAGAGAGGCCGCAAGCCCAAAGAGCGCCCCCCUGAGGCCACCCCCGUCCAAACAACACUUUUUUCAGCACCACCCAAAACUCAGCCCCCACCCUGAACAUGGGCCAGACCCCGGUCCCGACAGAGACAGGAAACCCAGGGAGCCUGACGCUAAACAGACAGCCCAACCAACCCACCACACGGAGGAGUAAGCCCAAGUGGGUGCCCCCUCCCUCCGAGUAGCUCUGCUUUCAACCCAAGAGCCAGAGAGGCUAUGUCUAUCUAUCCACAUUACACCAGUAAGCUCAAGGAUGUUUUGGAUACCUCAAGGACUGGCGGACAGAGAAGAAAACUAAAACCAACUGCACUCAGAUCUUUGUGUUUUAAAUAUACUGUAUACAGUUUGUGUCUCCUGGUAUAUGUUGAUAUAUGACAGUCAUUUUAUUCAGUUUCCUCCAUUCCAUUUGCAAGCAUCAUUUCAGUUAAACUAUUGACAACAGGGGUUCAUUGUUAUCAACGUUAUAGUCCUACUCUGUGUAAAAAUAUAUUUUUCUAAACAAAAGUAGUAUUUCAAAUUGGCAUUUUCCCUCUACAUGUCUUUAGUUUCAUGUUGUGUUUGAGAGAUUUUUCAAAUGAUAUUCUAUUAGGAUAGUGAGGCAUGUGUAUAUAUACUAUAUCUAUCUAUAUACAGUAUAUAGUCAAAGCAAUGACGUCAUCCCUCCUUUUUCAAAGCAGGAAGGUCAAAUUUGGUCUAAAGCGAUCACACUACUUUUCAUUUUUUGUUGUUUUACACUUUGGCAUCUUGUUUUUAUUGUGUCAGCUGAAUGUCAGCUGAAUGUCGAAGUAGAGAGGUUGUUUUGAUCAGUCUACAGUGCAAUAUGCUCAUUUGAUUUUGUCGCUUUGUUUUCUUUGGCUUUUCUUUUCAAAGUAGUGAAAGACCACAUACAUCAUACAUCAAAUCACUGUGGCCUAAUGCUCUGGCUCAGCUAUGUACUUAGUCUUUGUUUCAAUUACACUGAAAUUUAGGAAAUUAGCACCAUUUUCACAAAAUGAUAUGAGAUUUUAUUGAAUAUUGGUGACAGUAAUUAGACCUUGGGGCAUAUGAUUGGGGAUGUUAACACAAACAUUGACAUUAAAAUCUAUAUCUACACUCAAGCAAUGUAAUCCACAACGUUUGCAGAUGUGUGGUUUCGCCAUUGGACCUCAUAGUCUGAAUUAAAUGUGGGAAUGUUGUAGUAAUUGUUCCCAUUAAAAUGGACAAACAUUCUCAAGCUAGAAUUUUCCUAGGACUGUCUGGGAGUCGGGAGGGGAAAACUGAGAGGUUUGGAACUCUCUUUGUUAGUGGUGUAUUAACCAAUUUAGCCUUAAAAAAAAAAAAGUUGAAGUUACUUUAAUCUUUGAGGAAACAUAAAAACCUCAAAUGAAGGCUUAGAUUUUGUUAUGUAUAUGAACAGAUUCCCAUUAAUUAAUUCUCAUUAAUUGUCUUGCACUUUAACCCCUUUCUUCUCUUCCCCCCCCAUUUAGUCUUUUUGCACAUAAAGAGCAGAGAAACAAAACUUGACGCUCCAGGAAGAAGAUGAUUUAUAAUCAGCCUAAAUGUUUACCUUAAGAAUGAUGGGUAAAGACACAAAACUGGCCGUAGAUCAGCUUCUAAGGGGCAGCUUCACCCUACUCCAACCUAAACCUCCUAUAUGGAGGGUUGUAACCCAGGACUGUAAAAUGAAACUGUGGUGUCCAGAAACAAGAACAUUUCGAUCUCUGUGUCCGGCUUUCCGACAGGAUUCAAUGAGUAGAUAACAAGGCCACCUAACUAAGCUGAUCCUCAGAAAUGCUAGACAUUUAGAUGUCUGUGUCCCGCUUUCCGACAGGAUUCAAUGAGUAGAUAACAAGGCCACCUAACUAAGCUGAUCCUCAGAAAUGCUCGACAUUUAGAUUUCUAUGUCCCGCUUUCCGACAGGAUUCAAUGCGUAGAUAACAGGGCCACCUGAUCCUCAGAAAUGCUAGACAUUUUAGGCUGUUCUGCCAGUCAACUAUUUCAGCGUAAAAGGAAAUUACGUUUAAAUGAAAUGUCUUUAAUUUAUGAAAAUGCUAAUGUGCAAUCAGCUCAUUUUAAUAUUUUAUCCAUAAUACACACUUAAAGCAGAUACUUGAAUUCACAAAACAAUUGUAAUAAUUUGAUUUAAGUAAAAUGUCAUGAAAUGUUUAAUGUAUAUUUAUAUCAAUGGAGCAGAAUAGCCCUCUCAAAGCAGCAGACCUCUGUUAUAAUCACGUGUGUAUAUUAUCUAGUUAAUCUGAAAAUGGUGGCAGUGUGUGAAAAGGUUAAGUUGACAUGGUUACUCUGCUUGUUCAUCCAGAGUAGUUUUUUCCAGAAAUGCUAUUACUUUGUAAUGUAUAUUUCCUACAAAUACAGGUGCUAAACUCAUACAGUAAUGCAACAAAUCUGAACCAUAAUUUAAAAAUAAUGUAAAUGUCACAUUUACAUAAGUAUUCAGACACUUUACUCAUUACAUUGUUGAAGCAUCUUUGGCCGCGAUUACAGCCUCAACGCUUCUUGGGUAUGACGCUACAAGCUUGGCACACCUAUAUUUGGGGAGUUUCUCCCAUUCUUCUCUCCAGAUCCUCUCAAGCUCUGUCAGAUUGGAUGGGGAGCGUUGCUGCACAGCUAUUUUCAGGUCUCUUCAGUGAUCUUCGAUCCGAUUCAAGUCCUGUCUCUGGCUGGGCCGCUCAAGGACAGUCAGAGCCUUGUCCCGAAGCCACUAUUGCGUUGGCUUUGCUGUGUUCUUAGGGACCUUCAAUGCUUCAGACAUUUUUUUGUACCUUCCCCAGAUCAAUGCCUCGAAACAAUCCUGUCUCGGAGCUCUACGGACAAUUCCUUCAACGUCUUGGCUUGGUUUUUGCUCUGACAUGCACUGUCAAUUAAGUUGUAGAAACAUCCCAAGGAUGAUCAAUGGAAACAGGAUGUACCUGAGCUCAAUUUCGAGUCUCAUAGCAAAGGGUCUGAAUACUGAUGUAAAUAAAGUAUUUCUGUUGUUUCUAAAAACCUGUUUUCACUUUGUCAUUAUGGGGUAUUGUGUGUAUAUCCAUUUUAGUACCAGUCAAAAGUUGAGACACCUACUCAUUCCAGGGUUUUCUUUAUUUGGACUGUUUUCUACAUUGUAGAAUAAUAGUGAAGACAUCAGAACUAUGAAGUAACAUUUGAGAUCAUGUAGUAAUCUUUUUAAUGAGUUUGAGCCAACCAGUUGUGUUGUGACAAGGUAGGGGUGGUAUACAGAGGAUAGCCCUAUCUGGUAAAAGACCAAGUCCAUAUUAUGGCAAGAACAGCUCAAAUAAGAAAAGAGAAACUUCAGUACAUCAGUACUUUAAAACAUGAAGUUCAAUCAAAAUAGAACAUUUCAAGAACGUUGAAAGUUUCUCCAAGUGCAGUCUCAAAAACCAUGAAGCGCUAUGAUGAAACUGGCUCUCAUGAGGACCGCCAAUGGAAAGGAAGACCCAGAGUUACCUCUGCUGCAGAGGAUACGUUCAUUAGAGUUACCAGCCUCAGAAAUUGAAGCCCAGACACAUCUCAACAUGAACUGUUCAGAGGAGACUGUGAAUCAGGCCUUCAUGAUCGAAUUGCUGCAAAGAAUCCACUACUAAAGGACACCAAUAAUAAGAAGAGAGUUGCUUGGGCCAAGAAACACGAGCAAUGGACAUUCUGUCAAAUCUGUCCUUUGGUCUGAUGAUUCCAAAUCGGAGAUUUCUGGUUCCAACCACCGUGUCUUUGAAAGAUGCAGAGUAGGUGAACAGAUGAUCUCUGCAUGUGUGGUUCCCACCGUGAAGCAUGGAGGAGGAGUUGUGAUGUUGUGGAGGUGCUUUGCCGGUAACACUGUCUGAUUUAUUUAGAAUUUAAACACACUUAACCAGCAUGGAUACCGCAGCAUUCUGCAGCGAUACACCAUCCCAUCUGUUUUGCGCUUAGUGGGACUAUCAUUUGUUUUUCAACAGGACAGUGACCCAAAACACACCUCCAGUCUGUGUUAGGGCUAUUUGACAAAGAAGGAGAGUGAUGGAGUGAGUGCUGCAUCAGAUGACCUGGCCUCCACAAUCACCCGACCUCAACCCAACUGAGAUGGUUUGGGAUAAGUUGGACCGCAGAGUGAAGGAAAAUCAGCCAACAAGUGCUCAGCAUAUGUGGGAACUCCUUCAAGACGGUUGGAAAAGCAUUCCUCUUGAAGCUGGUUGAGAGAAUACCAACAGUAUGCAAAGCUGUCAUCAGGGCAAAGGGUGGCAAAGGGUGGCUGGUUACUACAUGAUUCCAUAUGUGUUAUUUCAUAGUUUUGAUGUCCUCACUAGUUAUUCUACCAUGUAGAAAAUAGUGAAAAUAAAGAAAAACCCUUCAGUGAGUACAGUUGGUGUGUCCACAUUAUGGACUGGUACCAUAUAUUCAUACUUCACCCUAUCAGUCUUCCGAGAUGAUGUGGAGAACACAUAUAUCCUGUUUGAGCGUAGAAUACAGCAGCAAAAAUAGGUUUACACCAUAUUUUGUUGUAAUUUAGUCAUUUAAUGGCACAUUUUUGUCACCUACCCUAUCCCUUUGUUUGUUUGCUUAGGAAAUUGUUAUUUUAUUUUUUCUCAGUGAUAACAAUAGUUAGUUGAAGCCCAUGGGAUGUUGAAAUACGUUGUUUUAACAAGUUUGAUAAUGCACAUUAAAUGUUGAUUUUCAGGACACAAUUAUUGAGAAUCCAUUUGUCGAUAUCUAAGGAUCAACAAGGAGGCGUAUCUGUGUUUGUUUCUCUACUUACUACCCCUUGAAAUAGGACUGUUGUCACCUGAGCUUUUUAGUAGUCUGGACUGUGUACCUGGGGAGUCUAUAGGCUAAGAUGUCUUCCUUUUUUUCACAAAUUCUAUUUUCCCGCUUUAAUGUUUUAUCUUACAAACAUUUACAAUUUCAACAAGUUUUAGAUAAAUCUUUGUUCUGAAAAUGUACCAUUAUAGACUGGAUACAAAGCAUUUGGUGAUUGGUUAUGUUGAGGAGAAUACUUAGUUAUGUUCUAAAUGAGAAAAUGUUUUUCCUAUGUUGAAGUUGAUCUGAUCAGAAGCUAUAUCCUAUAACUAGGGAGGCACCACACCUUUGAAUCUGAACUGUUAAAAAAACGUAUUUUUUAAGUGUUGUUUACCUGUGCAUUAUUACCGCUCAACUAAUUAAUAAAAAAUGUUGUUGACUAAG